This is a messenger RNA of Anopheles cruzii, 1100 nucleotides long. RefSeq names its product ras-related protein Rap1. The transcript is spliced from 5 exons. Gene Ontology annotation, molecular function: GTP binding; GTPase activity. Bases 1 to 837 code for a protein of 278 amino acids. Lineage: Eukaryota; Metazoa; Arthropoda; Insecta; Diptera; Culicidae. The record is from RefSeq and is a predicted model, not a curated record.
AUGAAAGGCCGACAUCUUCGGCGGCGAUUCAGCCUGCAGCCAUCGUUCAUGAAAGAUGACUCCACCGAGGAUCGGCCAAAGCGUGAAAAACCCAUCAAGAACGAUGAAAAUUCGAUCAACUCCAACGUGCGUCACAAGAUCGUGAUGAUGGGUGCGGCAAAGGUGGGCAAAAGCUCCGUCAUCACGCAGUUCCUGUACAGCAGCUUUUCGCCGAAGUACAAGCGCACGGUCGAGGAGAUGCACCAUGGCCACUUCUCGGUGAAUGGCGUAAAUCUCACACUCGACAUCCUGGACACCUCCGGAUCCUACGAGUUUCCGGCCAUGAGGGCGCUCUCCAUCUCGUCCGCCGAUGCGUUUAUCCUGGUGUACGACAUCACGGACAGCGUCACGUUCGAGGAGGUGAAAGCGAUACGUGAGCAGAUUCACGAGAUCAAAUCGACCACGGCGGUACCGAUUGUGGUCGUCGGCAACAAAACCGAUCUCAGCGACGAUGAUGAAGACCUGCGGCAGAUAGCACGUGACACAACGGAAUCCAUGGUAACAGUGGACUGGGAAAACGGUUUCGUCGAAGCUUCCGCCAAACUUAACCGAAACGUAUCGCAGAUCUUCAAGGAGCUACUGGUGCAGGCGAAGAUAACGUACAACCUUAGUCCUGCGCUGCGACGCCGGAGACGCCAGUCGCUUCCGCAGCAAACCAGCACCGGAAGUUCACCGGCACCAGCAACACCCCAAGCGUCACCGAGUGUCCACGUUCCAUCCGUCGCACAACUACAGCACCUGCAGCAGAUUCAGGACAAAAGUUUGGGCGGAAAGCGUAAUUCGUGCAUUCUGUCGUAAUCAAACCGCUCUUGUUCGACGUUACCGGAAAAUUUCAUUCAAAAACCGAUUGUGAGAUAGUGAGAUGGUGAGGAAUUUUUUAAAAUACAUAUUGGACCUUGGAAAUAUAACUAACAUCGCGCAAUAAAUAUGAUAACGAUCGGUGUGUACUUGUCUGUUGCGACAUCAGAUUUUAUCUAACCAAAACACAAACGUAUCGCUAAUAACUGUUGCUUCUUAAGUUGUGCAAAAUGGAGACAAACUUGAAACUAACUUAAAAACAU